Molecule: messenger RNA, 1088 nt
Organism: Mus pahari (shrew mouse)
Lineage: Eukaryota; Metazoa; Chordata; Mammalia; Rodentia; Muridae
Gene: Spata3
Product: spermatogenesis associated 3
Exons: 4
Coding region: 101-670 (189 amino acids)
Source: RefSeq, a predicted model, not a curated record
AGAUCAGAGACAUACCCACAGGGGAGACUACCUCCCUAGGGAGGGAGCCAGGAAAUCACAGCUCCAUGUAGCUCCACGGUGUUACUCUAGAAGGAUCACCAUGAAGAAGGUCAAAAAGAAAAAGUCUGAUUCCAGGCGCCGAAGGAAUUCCAUUUCACCGCAGACUAGCUCCGACUCCUCACAGCAGCCCAGCUCAGAAACCCCACCAUCAUGUCCAGAGCCCGCCUCGCCACCAUCUAAGCCACAGACUUGCCAGGACUCCACCCCACCGCACCAAGUUAACCCUGAGCCUAAACCACCACAGCCUCUCCCGCCUCCAGAGAAACGUGCCUCGUCUCCGUGCCUGGUACCCAUGGAACCUAAACCAAUUCUUCCAUGCAGGAAAGCAGCAGUGCCUCUGACCUAUGUGGCCCCACGCUCCUGCUCCUGUGCAGCCUGCCCGGGCAGCUCCGCUUGCUGGCGUCGUCUGGGGCUUUGCCAUAGCCGAAUCUUUGAUGUCCUUCUACCUCGGGACUGGUCAUCCAUGCCAGGGAGAGGAUUCCCAAACCUUCUCACCUUCUACAGAAAACCGUCAAGAAAGUACUGCGCUCCCCGUAACUCUCGUGCUUCAAGCUCUCGGGACUGUUGCUGUGGCUCUGGGGGCCUUGGGAGUUGCCUACUUCAUGGCUGAAUCCUUGUGAACUGGACCCCAGGCCCACGGUCCAGCAGGGGUUCAUGGCAUGGCACCCCAACUAUGCCACUCUGCGUAAGGAUUCUUCUAAGAAGAAAGUCAUUGAGAAACUGAAGCUCGUCUCCGCCCUCCCUGAUCUACCUGAGAACAGCAUAAUCUCUGCUAUUACAAUGAGGUGACGCCAUCCCAGGAAGGGUGAACAGUCUUGUCCCUGAAGACAGCACACAGGAAAACCAUCCCACACAAAGUCUGCCUUGUCACCAUAUCAGUGCCCUUCCACAAUCGGCCACCAUCCACAUUCAAACCUUUUAUAGCCUCCCUACAAAAUUCUUGCUGUUUAUGGGAAUGUCUGUACAUCCUUUGUGUCAUUUGCUCUGUGCACAGGCACUGCCUCAUUAAUAACUUGUUUUUCUCUUGC